Cornus florida is the source of this 1179-nucleotide messenger RNA. Its product is annotated as LOB domain-containing protein 1-like. The transcript has 2 exons. The coding region runs from base 67 to 657 and encodes 196 amino acids. The record is from RefSeq and is a predicted model, not a curated record. NCBI's taxonomy places the organism in Eukaryota, Viridiplantae, Streptophyta, Magnoliopsida, Cornales, Cornaceae.
AACUCAUCGUCCUCACCCCUCUUACCUUCAACUCUCUCUCUCUCUCUCUCUCUUUCUCUCUCUAGAAUGGAUUGCACUGACAGGACCCUGACUCCUCCUAUCAGUGUGUCCAUUACUAGUGAUCCCUUCUCAUACUCUACAUCAUCAACUUCUCCUACCCAAUCUUCCCCUACUGCCACUACUCCCUCUCCACCACAGCUUAUUCUAAGUCCUUGCGCUGCAUGCAAAAUUCUCCGUCGCCGGUGCGCGGACAAAUGCGUUUUGGCGCCAUACUUCCCGCCUUCGGAUCCACUCAAGUUCACCAUAGCCCAUAGAGUCUUUGGAGCUGCCAACAUCAUCAAGUUUUUGCAGGAACUUCCUGAGUCCCAAAGGGCAGACGCAGUGAGCAGCAUGGUUUACGAAGCGAAUGCAAGGCUGAGAGAUCCGGUCUACGGAUGUGCAGGCGCGAUUUGUCAGCUUCAGAAGCAUGUCAGUGAGCUCCAAGCAGAGCUGGCCAAGGCACGAGCCGAGAUCGCCAACAUGGAAUGCCAGCAAGCUAAUUUGGUGGCCUUACUUUGCAUGGAAAUGUCACAGUCUCAAGUUCAACCUAUCCCUCAACAACUACCUCAUGAAAGCUCAAGCUUCUUUGUUGAUGAUUGGGAACCUCUUUGGACAUGAAAAGAGGUUGCAGAAAGUUUAGGUUACAUAUAUAUUCAUGUGGGGAUGAUAAGAAAAUGAGAGAGAAAUACAUUAUAGAUAUAUAUAUAUAUAUAUUUCAAUAAAUUAAGAGAUUAAUUGUAGUAAAGUUGAUUCAAUAGUGAUCAUUGACAUGAGAAAACCCCAUUUAUGGAAAAAAAAAAAAAAAAAAAAAAAAUUUAAAAAAUAAAUUAUAUUUAGAAGAGAAAAGGUAGGAAGCUGUCUUUGUAGUUAAUUGUACUGAUCCUGUGGUGAGUCAUAAUAUAUGUUAAAAACAUCUUAUUGGUGACCUAAUUUUUAUCUUUAUUUUGAAGUGAUUUUUCAAUAUUGCUUCCUUGUCAAACUUGUCCCUUGACCAAUUUUUUAAAUUUCAUUUUGUCUGUAUUUUUGUUUACUUCAUAUGACUUGCUGAGAAAAGGACUAAGGAUAAUAAUUCAUUGGGUAGGUGCUUUUCAUUUUUCAAACAUAAGGUAGCUAUGAUUUAUCAGUUAAAGAGGGUCAUAU